UGCCACAGCCAAAAAUCGCCUCCACAUCGACCGGCGCCUCCAUCUCGCUUCGUCGCUCGCACCAUCAUCUGCCCAUCAUCUCCAUCGGCCUCGAACAGCACCACGUCUUGCCAUGUCUAGUCGACCGAUCACCCAAUCCGAGCUGCUGCAGUGGGCCGUUCUCAACACGGCCACUCAAGGCGAAGACACUACAACCGAGACCAGGCCCGAGCUACUCCAGCGCGGCCCGAUCGACCCCAAGUGGAUCGAGGUGAUCUUGGGAAAGGAAGACUCGGCCAGGAUGAAGGAAUGUGUCGAGACCUGUGCCGAUCCCAAUCGCACGCUUGACGAAAAAUACGUCGCCAUGGACGAGUUGGAAAUGCUCGUCGAAUCGCUCGACAAUGCAAAUGAUCUCCGAGUGCUGAAGCUUUGGAAGCCGAUCAUCAGCAUCCUGGAGUCUGAUCCAAAUGCAGAGCUCCGAGCCAUGGCUGCGUGGGUUCUUGGAACCGCCGUACAGAACAAUUCUCAGGCCCAGAACGAUAUGGCAGCUGAGGGUGGCCUUCCGGUCGUCGUCAAAGUGUUGCAGGUUGACCCAAGCCACCAGGUCCGGGCCAAGACCAUGUACUGCCUGUCGAGUCUCCUGAAGCACAACGAGGCCGUGCUCGACGCAUUUAUCGAACUGCACGGAUUCAAGGCUUUCUUCCGGCUCUUGGACGCCGCCAAUAUGGAGGACGUGAACAUGUACAAGCGGCUGGUGUGGUGCAUCCACACCCUGCUGAUGGAAGCCGGACAGGAGGGCCACAGCGCCAAGACAAAGGCCCAAGAGGAGGUCCAGAAGACAGGCAUUGUGGAGGCCACGAUCAAUCUGCUCGGAUCGAAGGAAUGCACGGAAGACCUGGCGAACAACAUCAUCUGUGUUGUGAGCACCUUUAUCCGCAACGAUAUGGUGACGCAGCAGCAACAGGGCAAGCUGCGACAGCAUCUUGCUCGCUGGGCGCAGAUCGAUGAGUCAAAGGAGUGUGCCGAUCUGCUGGCGGUCCUAGAAUCAAUACAGCCAUCUCCUGCGAGGAGGAACAGCAGGC
Molecule: messenger RNA, 1061 nt
Organism: Polychytrium aggregatum
Lineage: Eukaryota; Fungi; Chytridiomycota; Chytridiomycetes; Polychytriales
Product: armadillo-type protein
Exons: 7
Source: RefSeq, a predicted model, not a curated record